ACAUCAUCAUCAUAACACGGAAGCAGCAGCCAGAGAGGACGGCGGAGGACGGAGACGUCAGGAAGCCGCAGAUAGGUGCGCAGAGGCAAACAGCGCUGGUAAACACGGACAGUUAACAGCAACCAAAGCAGAGGCAGUAAUCAGAUUACAUCAUGGCGCUGAUCCCGUCCCAGGUCCUCCGGGUCGCCAUCCUCUUGUCCUACUUCUCCAUCCUCUGCCACUACAAAGCUCUGGACAUGCCGGCGCACCAGACCUACGGAGGAAGCUGGAAGUUCCUCACCUUCAUCGACCUGGUGAUCCAGGCGGUGUUCUUUGGACUGUGUGUCCUGAUCGAUGUGUCCAGUCUGCUAAUGAAGGGGGGGGACAGCCGGGAGCAGGAGCGGCAGCUCCGGAAGCUGAUUGGUCUGAGGGACUGGAUGAUGGCCGUCCUGGCCUUCCCUGUCGGAGCGUUUGUGGUGUUUACGUUCUGGACUCUGUAUCUGUACGACAGAGAGCUGGUCUACCCGAAACUCCUGGAUAACUUCAUCCCACAGUGGCUGAACCACGGCAUGCACACCACUGUCCUCCCCUUCAUCAUUAUCGAGAUGCGGACCACCCAGCACAAAUAUCCCAGGAGGUGGUGGGGCCUGGCUGCCGUGUGCUGCUUCGGAGUGGGAUACAUCCUCUGGACGUGUUGGGUCCACCAGGUGACAGGUGUGUGGGUGUACCCGGUGCUGGAACGAAUCACACCGCUCGCUCGGAUCGUCUUCUUCAGCGCCAUGACGACAGUGAUCUGCAUCCUCUACGUCCUCGGAGACAUCCUGAACAGCUACAUCUGGGACACGGCACGCACAGAAAAGGUCAAAGGUGAAUGACCUCCUGUUGACACAAGACCAGUUCCAGAAGCAGAGUCUGGACCGGCUCCGUCUGGACCGGCUCCGUCUAGAUGCCGGGAAGGAAAAGUUUUCUUCGAUCCAUCAGAAUGAAAAACAUCAGUUUUUCUUUAAAGAGAAAAACAACUUUUCUUCUUUUUCUUUGUACUGUUUUUGUUGUUUUUGAGCAGCCAUCUUUAAUCGGGAGGCAGGAGGACUGAACGUAACAUAAACUCGACAUAAACAGCAAGUAAACAUGCUAACAGCAUCUGUUAUCUGCUAAAAUCCAGUCAAAGGGAAGAAAGGACCACAGAAUAACUUAUUUGCUUUGCUGUCUGAGAGGAAAAACUCCAAGUUGGUAAAUAAAUAAAUUCAAGUUUGAGAGGAAA
Molecule: messenger RNA, 1240 nt
Organism: Melanotaenia boesemani (Boeseman's rainbowfish)
Lineage: Eukaryota; Metazoa; Chordata; Actinopteri; Atheriniformes; Melanotaeniidae
Gene: aig1
Product: androgen-induced 1 (H. sapiens)
Exons: 6
Coding region: 153-854 (233 amino acids)
Cellular component (GO): endomembrane system; membrane
Source: RefSeq, a predicted model, not a curated record